UGUAAAAAUCCCAGUUCAAUGAAGUAGUGGGCAGCAGUAGUGUUAAAAUCAUUUGAAAUUUUAUUCAAAAACUCUUUCGAAUUUGAUGAAAGAAUUCAUUUCAAAACGUAGCAAUAACGCAUAGUAUAAGUUGGAGUUAAGAGUAACGUGUUUUCAAUAGUUUAAGUUUUGAUAAGCGAUCGCGCGUUUUUGUGUAUUUGGUGCGUUUUUGUUUUUUCGGACAACGUUUUAGAAUUUUCGUUCCUAUCAUCAUGCCCUUGCGAUUAUAUUUCACUAACUACGCGCUGAUUUUGUGAACACAUAGGUGAACAGUGACCAAAUAGUUCACAUUCAGUUCUUCGAAUUGAUGAUUAUUACAGGGUCGGUGAUUGUGACACUUUGGCCAACCGUUGGCCACGGAUUUAGUGAUAUUCGAGUGGCCCAUACAUCCUACUAACAUAAAAACUCAUAUGAAUGUACUAUGUCGUUACUGUGACUAUGUUGAGCUUGAUUGUAAGCAAAUUUAGUAACUAAAAGUUGUGAAGAAAAAUAAACUACAUAUUAUUUAAAAAUAUCGUAUCAAUAUGGAUUCCAGUACAAACCUUGACUCGCUCAAUGAUACCGCGCCAAUGCCGGAACUAAGUUUUGAGGAUUUAUUGGACGAUUCACCUGUAAAGAAAUCAAUUGGCGCUGUUGAUGAUCCUUUAGAGCUCGAAGAUGAAUUAAAUCCCAUAAAGAAUGAUACUUUGAAUACACCAGGACCUAAGAAACCACCGCAACAUAUGAAACAGUUGACGACAACCACAAAAACCACGGCAACUAUUCCAGCGUCCCAUACAAAAAUCACAAUGGAAAGUGCACCAAUAGCUACUGCAACAAUAUCUACAAAACUAGCUGCUGCAGCAAACACAACAAAUGCUGCUAAGACUACAACAAUGACAGCGGCUUCCUCACCGGUAGUUUUAAACAGCAGAAACAUUUUACCAAAAUCAGUAACAAGCGGCGGUCAACUGGUGAAAAUUUCGCCGAAAAUGUUAAUGACAGGCACAUCGACGAAGAGCUCCGCAUCAUCAACCGUUGCAGUAACAGCCGCUGGCGCUACAAACACAGCUGGCGGUAAAACGGCUAUAAAGACAGCAAAUGGGCAAAUAUUGUAUAUUCAGAAGAAGACUACAACUGUUGCUGGCAGCGGCGGUAUUGGAUCUAUGACCGGCUCACUCAUCAAUGCUUCAACAGGCAACUUUGUGUCUGCAGCUGCAACUACAUCGACCGCCAGUAGCAGUAAAACCGUAGCUUUCAAACUAAUGCGUACUGCCGCUGGUGGCUUAGUGCCUGUCAAAAGUUCAACUGCACUCACUGCAUCUACAACAGCAACAUCUGAUUCGACAUCGAAGAAUACGCUUACACUGUCGCCAAAAGUGGCGUCACAAUUGCAUGCGUCUGCCGGCGGCAAACGUAUCAUAUCAACUGCAGGUGGGCAAGUUGUGAUUAAGACACCGCUAACAGCAGCCGCGUCAGCGACAACCACUAAUGCAGCGUCGAUUAAUAAGUCAACGGCAGCAAGUACAACAGCGACAAAUACAACUACCUAUCGGUUGCAACAGAGUGCCACAACAACGGCUGGCACCAGUGCUACCGCCACCUCUACAGCCAAUACAAGCAAGGGCGCUGUGGCAGGAGGCCACAAAUUUAUUGUGCAAGCCUCCAAUUGCAAGCAAAUUGUUGUUUCCAAUCAGCAACUUAUCAAAUUAUCCCCGAAGCCACCUACAAACUCUGCGUCAUUAACAUCGACUAGCAGCAAUGCCGCUGUUACUACAACAGCCAUCACGGCUGCACGUCAAUUGCAAACGAUACAAUUGCCCGGUAAACCAGUGCAGUACUUGCGUAUGUUGCCGAAGGGUUCCGCGGAUGGUAGCGGUAAUGUAGCAUCGACCGCAAAAGCUACAUUGACGAGCGCUGCAUCGGUGGCAGGCCCCACACAAGUUACAAAUUCUGCUACAUCGACGAUCAAGUUAUUGAAUGCGGCUGGCGUGCCACCCAAAUUCACUGUUGUGCGCCCGAGUCCGACGGGCUCAGCAAAGCUCAUUUUGACACAGUCGCCAAAAAAAGAUGGCGGUGCAUCGGUAACAUUUUCGCCGAUCACUUCAAAAGUGCAAAAAACCAUAGUGACUGUGCCUAAUUUGCGCGCGUUAGGUGAUGUGCAACGUAGUCAAAGUGUCGCCACUACCACCACCACGGCUAGCUUCACUUCCUCCACGUCCGCUCAAUUAGUCAAUACAAACUCCAACCAAUCGUUGAUUAAAAGCAACUCUGGCGUGGGUAGUGUUACUGCAGUAUCCGCUACACUCAUGCGUAAACAUAAAAUCUCUGAAAUCAAUUCGGAACUUAAGCGCAUAACAACAGCUAAUACAGGUGCAGCAGCAGAAGCCGAUGGCAGCGGGGAUGCGGGCGCGCCGCCUGAGGCGAAGAAGUUGGCGGUCGGUAAUCGUAUUGUUAUGUUUCCACGUUCGAUGCUACGCUCAACGGGCGGUGGGCAAGUGCGUCAGGUCACGGUGCAGUCGAAUGCUGUCACAACGGAUAACAACAAUGGACGCCAAUCGCCUACGCGAAAACUACCAUUACAACCACAACAACAACCAAUGCAGAGCGUGCUAAAGAGUAACAAUAACUUCGUAACAUCUGAGGCGAGCUCGCAGAAAUCGCUGCUAAUUAAUGGCAAGACUCAAAUGUUUCUUGCACGGAGGGGCGUAAUUACUAACAACAACAAUAAGAACCACAACGGAGGCAACUAUAAUAGCAACAACUCGGAUAAUAAAUUAUUAAAUUUUAAAAUCAAACUGGAACCCUUGGACGACAAACAAGAUAUCAAGCCAAUACCGGAACUACUACCGGAUGUGGCGAAUGGUGGUAUACGGCGCAAACACUGCAAUUGCAGCAAAUCACAAUGCUUGAAACUAUACUGCGACUGUUUUGCGAACGGUGAAUUUUGUCAGGAUUGCACGUGUAAAGAUUGCUUUAAUAAUUUGCAAUACGAGGAUCAGCGACAGCGUGCAAUCAAAAAUUGUCUGGAACGAAAUCCCAGUGCUUUCAAACCAAAAAUUACCACAUCACACGAACAAGGCGAUAUGCGUCACAACAAAGGCUGCAACUGCAAGCGCUCCGGCUGUCUGAAGAACUACUGCGAAUGCUAUGAGGCGAAAAUACCCUGUUCAUCCAACUGCAAAUGCGUUGGGUGUCGAAAUAUUGAGGAACGCCCCGAUCUAGAUAUGGACCCCAUUGAUCCGAAGCUUCUGGCCAGCAUUGCGAGUGCUUCACUACCAGCUGGCGGCCAGAAACGAACGUAUGAAAAAACCAAUAGCAAAGCGGCUGGCGGCAUGGGCAAUGAUAAGUUCUACAAGGAUACCGCGAAAGCUUUAGCAAUGGGUAGUGAUUUGCUGGCUGGUCUGGCUGGCGGCAGCAGCAGUGUGGCUGGCAGUAGUUGUAGUGGCAGCAAUGGUGCGGCAGGCGGUGCUAGCUCAGCGCCUGAGAAGCAGCAAUGCAACUUUAUUACACAGGAAGUGGUUGAUGCCACCAUACAGUGUAUGAUCUCGCAGGCGGAUGAAUGUGAGAAGAAUGGCUUGCCUACUUAUCAAACCGAAAAAAUGGUCAUGGAGGAAAUGGGGCGCUGUUUGGUGGAAAUCAUCGACUUCUCAAUUCGCAAUACCGAUUCGAGUUUUACGCAAGACUAAGCGUGUGCGUGCGACUAUCAAUUGAAAUUGUUGUUGAUGUGAAGAACAUUGUUUAGAUGGAAGUUGGCUGGUUUUACGCCUUAUGUUUUCAUAUUAGCUGACAAAAAUGUAUGAAUACAUUGCAUAAGAAAAUAUACAUUAGUAGAGCGUUAAAUGCAUAUACAUAUAUACAUACAAAUAUAUAAUAAAGUAUAAGUAUCGUCUGUGUAAA
Anastrepha obliqua is the source of this 3918-nucleotide messenger RNA. It is a transcript of the gene mip120, whose product is annotated as protein lin-54 homolog. The transcript has 5 exons. Gene Ontology annotation, cellular component: nucleus. NCBI's taxonomy places the organism in Eukaryota, Metazoa, Arthropoda, Insecta, Diptera, Tephritidae. Gene Ontology annotation, biological process: regulation of DNA-templated transcription. The record is from RefSeq and is a predicted model, not a curated record. Bases 564 to 3707 code for a protein of 1047 amino acids.